UACAUAUUAUACAAAAUCUCUCCCACAAUGGAAUUAUUUGAAGACGGUGAUUCAUCGGAACAACUCUCCAAGCCCUUCAAGAAACAGAAAUGUCUAUCUCAUGAGAUUUACAUCCCUGCUCCCUUGCUUGCCAAAAUAGCAAGUCUUGUUGCCGAAGAGGGCGUAGGAGAGCUUAAAAACUGGAUUCUGGCUGGUCGUGAAGGCGUGGAGGCUGCUUUGUCAUACGAAACACUAAGUCGGGUCCGUCUUGACAAGUCCCCACAUUUUAUUUGGUGGUCCAUGCCUCACUCAACAUACUACGCCUUCUUCCAGAAAUGUCUAUCUCAAAAAAACAAGUAUGCCAUGUUUGCUGAGAUGAGUAAAGGGUUGGCCUACGAAUCUUUGGUUAACUCUUGCUAUAGGAGGGGCCACUGGGCGUUGGCAUACAAACACUUCGUACCAACGCGUGUUGACUUCGGGGGACAACAGUCUGUUGGGUACUUGUACCAACCGCCGACAAUGCAUAGAGUCAUUGGCCAGCCAAGGUGCGGCCGUUGCACCCGUCCAGGUCACACCAAUCGCCAAUGCCGAUACCGUUUUCAACCGUAAUUUAACGUAAUAUGCGAUGAUGGGUUAAGCUUAAUUACUCAUCUACUAAGCUUUAUUAUGUACUUUGACGCCAACAUCCUUUUAAUAUCGUAUCUUUUGGUUCAUGUGGUUCAUUGCGUGUCUUGCAUUAGCUUUUAUUCAAGAGGUUUAUGUAUACUUUAAGACCAUACAGCAAUGCAAUUU
Arabidopsis arenosa is the source of this 771-nucleotide messenger RNA. The record is from the annotation of a GenBank genome assembly. NCBI's taxonomy places the organism in Eukaryota, Viridiplantae, Streptophyta, Magnoliopsida, Brassicales, Brassicaceae.